AUGCUUCACCAUAUUGCUGUACGUCCUGUAGGCGAAAACCAAGAUGGUUUUUUUCUAUGGGCAAUGAUCAUUCUUCCAAUUUUAUCAUUGUGUGCAUAUGUUGGUGAUGCAUUUUACUUUUAUCAUGUUGCACAUCAUACAACUCCAUCACUCUACGAAGGUCUACUCUCAACAAUCCUUAUUCUUUUCGCCUACCUUCAAUAUUGUGCGCCAAUCAAAUCAAGAGCAUUACGUUUGGCUUAUCAUAUUUUGUUAUAUAUCCUUAUUGAAGUUGGUCAUAUUGGCUAUAUCCUUACAUAUAGUUAUAAGAAGAAUGUAUUCUCUGUUAUAAUAUUUGUGGGAUGGAUGCUAUGUGAUACAGUUUUUACUGCAGCAUUAAUUUACUGUCGUGUAUAUCGUGGAUGUGAACGUGAACGUGAACGUGAACGUGGACAUCUAUCUAGACUUGAUGUCCAUAUUGAUGCAGAAAAUAAAGAUAUUUUCCAUUUUAUAUCCCGAUUAGAUGUUAUUCUUGCUCUUUUUAUACCAAUCUUUCUUAAUGCAGACUUCUCGACAACUACUCGAGAUAAUAUUGCAUUCUUUCUGUUAUUUGAUUUCUUCUCGGAGAAAUAUGAACAUUUUCAUAGAGCUUGGAUCAAAGCUUGUCUUUAUUUAUUUGCUGCUGUUACAACAGUUUCCAUAGCAUGUGAAUGGCUUUACUUUGGUUUUCAUACUGACAUCUUUCAUCAAAUUACCGAUAUAUCUGAACUGGUUGCCGCAUGUUUCUGCUACACUUUAAUUAUAAUGCAAUUUUUUCCUUAUCAUUUUAAAUCGAGCUACUCAGAAGGAAGGAAACAACAGUUACAAGGUGCUGCCGCCGAUACUCAAUUGGACGCACGUGUAUGA
Messenger RNA from Adineta steineri, 885 nucleotides. The record is from the annotation of a GenBank genome assembly. NCBI's taxonomy places the organism in Eukaryota, Metazoa, Rotifera, Eurotatoria, Adinetida, Adinetidae.